UCCAUGGACCUCAGUCUGGGAACCACUUUUUUACUCUGCAUCCAGAUCCACUAAAGUUAAACCUUAACCCAUUGUAAUGGUAUUUUAAUACAUUCUUGGUCAGGUCAGAGUCGAGAAGGACUUGUGUCAACAAAACGGUCGGUGCUAAUCUUCACUGCAGGCUCCAGUGUCUGAUAUCAACAGGCCCCGGAGACACGUCCCGUUCACACCGCGCGUAGCCACGGGAGAGUGAUGGUGCUCCCGAGAAGUCCUAGGAGCGGAAUUACAAUUUCUCAGCGUACAUUCAAACACACAGAGGCUCCGCAGAGAGGAGGAGACGAGGAGGACGCCUCCGUUCACCCCUCCAUUCACCAAUCCGCUCAGUAGGCUAAUCGCUCUCCGCCGCUUGGACCUCCCGAGAGCCCCCUACCAGCCUGAGCGGAGGCGCGAGACAGCACCACGAGCUUCGGCGGCAGCGGCCGUGUACGACGUUCGCACGCGCAUACCGGUGAGAGGGGGGGGCAGCUGGGAAUGACGCUCAGCGUGAGGAGAGAGAAAAAAGAGCCCGUCUGUCAGUGUUAUUCCCCGGCGUGGAUGUAGAGAGACAGGGAGAGAGAGGACCACCGCAAAACUCUCCUUUUCAGCCGCUGACUGAACGCUUUUGACCGAGGGUCCUCCCUGGUUGCUGAUCUGAAGCUCUGGUCCUUAUAUCUGGCUGGAGUAGACAGCCGCCCCCCUUCAGUGAAGAGCACCAUGACCCAGGAGGGGCAGGCUCUGCCCUCUCCCACCCCACCAGAGAGCCCAGUGGAGCCAAACACAGCCACCAGCGACCCACCCACGGAGACACACAGCCAGGCAGAGCAGGACAGGCUGGGUGCCGGGGCAAAUGACGAGAUAGAGGAGAGGAAACAACAAGAAGAGAUCAGAGAGGGAGAGGAGGAGGCACACAGAGAGACACACAGGGAAGGAGAGAGGAGGGAGGAAGUAAAGGAUGAGGGAGAAGAGGGUGAGUUAAAAGAGGAGAGGGUUAACGGCACUGGUGAUGAGGAUCAACAGACAGAUGAAGGGGCGGAAGGAGAGAGGGAAGGGACGAGAGCGGAAGGAUGUAUAAAUGUAGAGGUAAGCUCAACGGGGGAGGAGGGAACACAUGAGGUGGAGGGGAUGAAAGAAGACGAGGAGGGGAAGGAAAAUGAAGGGACGCAACCGGCUACAGAUGAGGAGGCAACUCACUCUCAACAAGCUGGACGACUGGCAAAUGGCAUAGGUGGGAACGAAGACGACAAUGAAGCGGGCGAGGUGGACGAUGGAGGAGACGAGGAGGGGACUCCCACACACUUGGACACUUUCAGCUCUAACUUUGAGUCGACUGUAGAACAGGCGGACACAGAGGUAGAGGAAGAGGAGGAAGAGGUCCAGAAAGAGGGAGACGGGAGAGAAAACCAGGACACUUUCAGCUCAGCGUUUGAGCAGAUUGUUGAGCAGGUUGAUGCUCAGGAGGAGGAAGAUGAGGAGGAGCAGGAGGAGAGGGAGAAGGGUAGGGUUGACAACAAAGACGGCUUCAGCUCCACGUUCGAGCGCAUCGUAGAGUCUGCCCUGCUGAGGGGCGGGACCUGCUACAGCAGCCUGGACUCUCUGGACGUGCUGUCGCUCACAGAUGAGACGGACAGCUGCGUCAGCUUCGAGGCGCCACUGACGCCGCUCAUCCAACAGAGGGCGCUGUUACAGGGCCCUGAACCCCUGGAGCUGGAGCUGGAAACGGUGCAGGAACAAGAAGGAGCUGAGGCUGGGCCAGAGGCCGGGGAGAGCACUCUCUGUGAAGCUGGAGCUGUGGCUGGAGUAGGAGGAAGCCCGCUGAGGACCACCAUACCGGGGAGCAGGUCAGAGUUUGUGCUGAGCCAGCCCGGACGCUGGGCCAUGCCUAACGGAUACCACAGCGACUCCCGGGGAGCCGUGGAAGGUUGUGGAGCCAUGAUCAACUCUGUCAGUGAUGCCAACCUCCCAGACGUGCUGUCUGACUCAGAGGAGUGUGAUCUGGGCAGUCUGGAGCGUUUGGAGCGCGGCAGCACCGACACUCUGGCCAACGGCUGCCGAGCCGACUGCGAGGCCGCCAAGAGGCUGGCCAAGCGCCUCUAUCACCUCGAGGGCUUCAAACGCUGUGACGUGGCCAGACACCUGGGCAAGAAUAAUGAGUUCAGCCAGCUGGUGGCAUCGGAGUACCUGAGCUUCUUUGAUUUCUCCGGCCUUUCGCUGGAUCGAGCCCUGAGGAACUUCUUAAAGGCCUUUCCACUGAUGGGAGAGACCCAGGAGAGAGAGAGGGUCCUUGUCCAUUUCUCCAGACGCUUCUGCCACUGCAACCCACAGACACUUACCUCUGAAGAAGGCCAGAGCCACGAAGAAUACGAUGGCGAUGACGACAACGACGAUGGAGCCCACACAUUGACCUGCGCCCUUAUGCUGCUCAACACCGAUCUACACGGACAUAACAUUGGGAAGAAGAUGUCUUGCCAACAGUUCAUCAGUAAUCUCGAUGGCCUCAACAAUGGCAAAGACUUCCCUAAAGACUUAUUAAAGGUCUUGUAUAACUCAAUCAAGAAUGAGAAGCUUGAGUGGGCAGUUGAGGAGGAGGAGCUGAGGAAGAGUCUGUCAGAGCUGGUGGAGGAGCAAUGUGAGGGUGGGAGUAAGCGUGUUGCCAGGGUAACGGACGGCCAUAACCCUUUCAUCGCCAUUCCCAUUCUCUUAAAUGCUGUCACCUACAAACAUGGAGUGCUGACCCGCAAGAGCCAUUCGGACAUGGACGGCAAACGCACUCCGAGGGGUCGCCGUGGUUGGAAAAAGUUCUACGCGGUUCUGAAGGGGAUGAUCUUGUAUCUCCAAAAGGAUGAGUACAAGCCUGACGCCGACAUUUCCGAGGUGGACCUGAAGAAUGCAGUGCGGAUCCACCACGCUCUAGCCACUCGUGCCACCGACUACAGCAAGAGAGCCAACGUGCUGAAGCUCAAAACCUCAGACUGGAGAGUCUUCCUGCUGCACGCCCCUAGUGAGGAGGAGAUGUUAUCUUGGAUCUUUCGGAUAAACCUGGUGGCAGCGCUGUUCUCCGCCCCGGCCUUCCCCGCCGCCAUCGGCUCCAUGAAGAAAUUCUGUCGGCCAAUCCUGCCGUCCUCAUCCACCAGACUCAAACAGGAGGAGCAGCUACUGAGUCACGAGAGCAAGCUGAAGCAGAUGAGCCUGGAGCUGGAGGAGCACCGGAAAAACUCGCCCUCAGCCGACCCCAAAAGCCGCGAGUGGGAGGAGUACCGGCUCAAGGAGCACUACCUCACGUACGAGAAGACUCGGUAUGAGACCUACAUCAGCCUGCUGCAGGCCAAAAUCCGCGCGGAGACGGACGACCUCGAGAAGAUCGAGGCCAGCGUGAUGGCGGGCCUGAUCAUGGAGGGUGGCCUGGCCGGCCGCGAGUGCCUCCUCCGCAAGACACAGUCCUCCCCGUCCAUCAGUCAGGCUCAGGGCGGGCUGAACGGGAAGGCCGCUGGAUGCACUGCCCCAGGACAGAGGAGCUGAGGGGAGGAAGGAGGACCAGUGACCCCAAAGCACACCAAACAACAUCCCUCCAAGCCAAACUAGCUUAAUCCUCCACUUCGUACUGGGUUUUUUGUUAGUAUUUAGUGUUUUGGGCUCCUCCAUUCCUCCUGUUGUACUUACAGUAAGAAGGUGGAUUGCAACAGGAGGAAUGACUCACUGUCCUUCGUAGAAUUUAUCAACCCUGGUGAUAAGUUUCUGUCCUUGAGCAAUAGAUGAAGAUGAAGAGCCCGUGCUCGAUGCCCAACAGGUGACCCUGCCAAACCUCAGACCUUUGAACUUUUACUAUUGCACAUGAAAAUGAUCAUUAGUGUGAUCACUAUUUAUAACAACAUCAUCAGUAUUAUUUUGUAACAAGACUCAGAGCGAUGCACGUGUCUUUAGUUGAAAUGUGUAUUUAGUCAUGAGCAGAGCUUUGAGUCAUUAAUAAUGUCUUAGUUUAAGGCCAGAAAGAGAACAAAGAAGGAGAGACGGACUGGUUUGCCUUUGUCCUCUCUGUCCUGUCCUCGUCCUGCAGUCCAGGAGGCAGGCAGUGAUUCAGAUGGAGACGGUACUACUGUAGCAUUUUGGCCUUUUGUUUCCCACUCGUGUUUACCCACCCAGCCACUCACAGACGUGUGCAUGGACCUACGGAAUGGGCGGGGUGUGGGGUGUGAAGAUGCAACAUAUCUAUCCCAGAGUUACAAAAACUCUCCAUGAGAACUUCUCAGAAGGAUCAUGUCCCUGUCAUGUAUAGCAUAUUUAUUUAUUUAUUUAAUUCUCAAACCAUUAUUUACCCCAGGAAGGGUUAACACUGAGCAUGCUCGCUCUUUUUCAGACAUUUCCAUUUGAUGUUCAUACAGCUACAUCCAUUUGUAAGGGGCUGCCGAGACUGUUAGCUAAGCUGCUCCACCGGAGGAACUGGAGGUUGAGUGCCUUACUCAAGGCCACCUUGACACUAGAUGUUGAGGGAUUUAGAGAGUGUUAGUCAGUCACUUGUCAGAGAGAUCUGUGUCUGGGACUUGGAAGCUGCCGUUACCCCAAAUACUGACAUGUAUUCAAUUAUCCUGUAUGUUUUUCCAACCAGUCAAAUCUGACCUGAAGAGGAUAUCUGUAUGUGACUGAAUGAAAGCACUGUGCCAUGUUCUGUUUUAUCCCACAAACUUGUCUUAUAUCAAGGUAGAGUGCACCAAAUGUAACAAUAUACGGUUGGGUGGGAGGUUUCCGCCGGGCAUUAGAGGAAGGUGUGGGUGGGAGACAUACCAUGAGUAGGUCAGCCGGUGAAUGUGUGUGUGCAUUGGCAUGCUCUUUUUAAGCAGUUGAGUGGUUGAAGCAGUAGGCAACAGGAAGAAGUAAAUAUAGCAGGUUCAUGUUUUUCUAUGAAGAUUUUUGAACAUGUUUGGUGACAAACAAUCUGAUGGCCUUCUGCUGAAUAAGACUCCACAGUCAGGCCUGGAGCUCUCAAAAGCAUCUUCAGCACAAAGGCAGACAUCUUCCUUUUGAAAAAAUAUAUACAUUUAAUUCCCAAAACAGAACAUCUAAUCAAUCUCUGUUCUGAUUUAUAACAUGUUACAUGGACCUUGCUUGGCCUUGUAUUAGACAUUUACUAGUACUGGUAUAUUCCUUUGAUUGCCAUCCAUCCUAACAGUGGAAGAUGUUUUUUGGAGAGCAGGACCUGGCCUAUCUUAGACAGAGACUGGCUUAUUGGAGAGUGUAGCAGCAGGUCUGCUCCAGCUUAACACGAUCAAGUCAGGAAACCUGUCAGCCUACUGGGAUGGAGAAGGGAACAGCAGCAAAACAACUCCACCAGCAGAGUAGCAAUCAGAACAUCCUCCACAAGGCGGGAGGAGGAGAAAAGACUCGUUUUCUAAGAAGAACAGACUGCUUUGGUUUUCUAAGUAAGACGGCCUCUGCCAGCCGAGAACAAGCAAAACACACAUCCAGCACACGUUUGUCCAAACUGGGAACACAGCAUAUGAAGCCUGUUUCUAAUGGGAGGAGGAUGAGAGGAGUGGGGAUGUGGUGGCAGGGGUGGUGGUACCGCUGUUUGUGAGCACCUUAAUUGAUUCCAAGCCACCCACACACACACACACACACACACACACACACAUUUUCUCUUUCUGCGUAAUUUGCUUAUGACACAACUGUAGAUCAGUGAGCUUAGUUCUCCUUCACUCAGCCUCAGUGUGGCACAGAAGCAUGUUGACAUAACCAGAGCUGUGGAUAUCGACAGUACAUGAUAUCUUUGCUCUGGACACAGCGCUUCUGUUGCUUCGUAUAUCACAUUAAUAGUGACUGACAGGAUCUGAGAUCCUUUUGGGACUUGGCUGGACACCUGGAAUCAGCUGGAAUCCUGGAACCGGAUCCUUGUACAGACCAAAAUGCUGAAGCAGAGUUGAGUUUAGAGAGAGGAAGUCCCAUUUUCUAAAGCCGUAUUGUUAGGAUGAAUAACUGAUUUCUUACAGGGAGACUUCCCCUUAUAGUCACUUUGGCUGUCGUGCUAACCAUUGUUUCCCCAUGUUCUAGGGUAGGCCUGUGCUGUAAUCUAGGAUUGUGACAAAAAAAAAUAUUUCUUGAUUGUUCUGUUUUAUUUAAAAAAUGAAAACUUCGGCACUUUGAUGUCAGCAUUGAAUCUGUCUUUUUGUUUGUUUUGUUUGUAUAUCUGAACUGUUCUUUGACAGGAUGCAUAUACUAUGUAAAGGACAUAUUUACUGAAUAUUUAGUCUGUGCUUCAUAAAGUAAGCUUUUAUACA
Molecule: messenger RNA, 6284 nt
Organism: Etheostoma spectabile (orangethroat darter)
Lineage: Eukaryota; Metazoa; Chordata; Actinopteri; Perciformes; Percidae
Gene: psd2
Product: pleckstrin and Sec7 domain containing 2
Exons: 15
Coding region: 733-3534 (933 amino acids)
Biological process (GO): regulation of ARF protein signal transduction
Molecular function (GO): guanyl-nucleotide exchange factor activity
Source: RefSeq, a predicted model, not a curated record